Molecule: messenger RNA, 2126 nt
Organism: Dermacentor silvarum
Lineage: Eukaryota; Metazoa; Arthropoda; Arachnida; Ixodida; Ixodidae
Product: 4-hydroxy-2-oxoglutarate aldolase, mitochondrial
Exons: 1
Coding region: 564-1559 (331 amino acids)
Biological process (GO): N-acetylneuraminate catabolic process
Molecular function (GO): N-acetylneuraminate lyase activity; 4-hydroxy-tetrahydrodipicolinate synthase activity
Source: RefSeq, a predicted model, not a curated record
CAACCGCUGCAGCCGCGUUCCGAUGGGGCGAUUCCAAAAACGCUCGACUUUGGGCUGAAGGACUUCCAGCUGGUCGAAUAAUUAUUUCUCCCCAAGCAUGAUUUUCUUGCUCACACAUGUGCUGCUUGUGAGUAGUGCCGCACAUUUAUUGCUUCAGAAAACAGACUCCGACAUCACGAGCCGCAUAGUGGCCUAAACUUUGACGGAGUCGCUGCAUACGUCUACGGGAAAAAGGCCAUGAGUUCUCUAAGAAGCGUGUGUCGAAAGAUAGGCUUAUCUGGCACCAUCUUUCGCCGCACGGUGCCAAAUUGCACUGAUAUUUACUACAGGAGGAGAGUCGAGCAAGGAAUCCAUUCCUACUUUCGCGCCUCCUCUCGGACGCUAUCUCUAGUCUCCAAAUCGUAACGCGGGGUCCUCCAUGUGACAAGCGCCGCACUAGUGAUAUCCGGAGCAGCCACAAGUCGUCGCGUCCGCUACUCGGCAAGUUUUUCACUGCGCACACAAAAGUUUAGUCGUGUAGUAGGCACGGUGGAAGUGGUAGUAGGUGUUCACCGUGCAGCACCAUGCUCGCCAAAUUUUCGCGCUCUGUGCAUUUGUGUUCUAUCCGAUCGCUUGACGGGUUUCGUAUCAACGCGGUGCGGCGAGCGUCUCAAGGAAAGUGUCUGGACAUCUCUGGCAUUUAUCCGCCGAUUACGACUCCCUUCGAUGCCAGCUCGGGUCGCGUGUCAUACGAGAAGCUCGAGCAGAACUUGAAGCGCUGGUCGUCACUGCCGUUUCGCGGUCUUGUCGUGCACGGUUCUACUGGAGAGUGUGUGCUCCUCACGGUCGACGAGCGGCUCGAGAUCGUACGCCGAGUGAAAUCUUCGCUGCCUGACGACAAGCUCCUCAUCGUGGGCGUGGGUCAUGAGUCUACGCAGGCCACGAUCGAAUUGGCGGCCCAUUCAGCGAAGGCCGGUGCGUCGGCCGUGCUUGUCGUUACGCCGUGUUUCUACAAGGGACGCAUGACAGCCGACGCCCUCGAGAAGCAUUUCGCCCGGGUGGCCGACGAGAGUCCGGUGCCUGUGAUUCUCUACAGUGUGCCCGGUAACACGGGCGUCGACCUGCCUGCCGACGUGGCGAUAAGUUUGUCGGCGCACCCGAACGUGAUCGGCAUGAAAGACAGCGGAGGAGAGAUCGCCAAGAUCGGCUACAUAGUGCACAAAACGAGACAGUCCGGCUUUCAAGUGUUGGCCGGCUCCGCUGGAUUCCUACUGCCUUCGCUACAAGUCGGCGCUGUUGGCGGCGUGUGCGCUCUGGCCAAUACACUCGGCGCUGAGGUCUGCCGCCUGCAGGAGUUACACGAAAGGGGAGACGCGACGGAGGCUCGUAACUUGCAGCACCGACUGAUUGCGCCGAACGCUGGCGUGACAAAGCGGUUCGGCAUUGCGGGAGUGAAGGCGUCCAUGGAAUGGUUUGGGUUAUACGGAGGUCCAGUUAGGUCGCCCCUUUUACCACUUACCGAGGGCGAACGGUCUGAAUUGAAGAAGAUAUUCACGGAAGAAGGAUUUCUGAACCCGUAGACAGUGCGUGUUGCAGUGCGGAACGAGCUAGCUCGUGUGAAAUGUCGCGAAUGCUGUUAUCGUUGUUGCGUUGCACGCAUAAAAUAUAUUUGUCGAUUUAUAUUCUGCGCGUGAAAAGAAAUGUAUGAAAAUAUUGUCGGUAGAUAAAGUGGAACCAGUCGUCAUAAUAAGGUAUACGCAAAUUUAAAGAAUUAUAAGUUGGGGCUUUACGUCCUAAUGUAACCGCCGGAAUGAUGCCGCCGCCACCCGAAAUCCGACUACAUUUGAAGGAAGGCGCAGGUACUGCGUAGAAAUUUGUGUCUUAGGGAGAGGCCAUGAUAGACAGGGAAAUGGGGGUUGGCGACCACCGGCCAACUCUCCUGACACUGAUGUCAAUCAUAGAGGUAUUUCCCAUAUGACGGUCUUGAGCGAGCAGGCUGAAACUUGCAGCGAAAUUAAGCUAGCGAAGUAAGCAUAUGGUAUUUUUUUAAUUCGAAAAAAAAAAAAAAUGUGCUCACGUCGCCGGUAUGUAUAUGUGUUCUAGAUAUGGUUACAAGACUAUGUCAAGCGUAAAGGCAAUGUUAUAUC